AUGUCCGCGCAGUCAGUCGCCGACUCCGUUCUGGGCUUAACUCAAUCCGAGUUGUUUCUCCUCCGACAACAACAACAAAUCCUGGCCCAGCGAAGUCAUCAAGGCGGCAUGCCCGACCGUGGCCGUGGCACUAGCAGGCAGUCGCAGCCCAGCUCCCGUGCGGUCAGUGCCGCCAGUAGCCAGAGUGUCCCAGGGCGGAUUAUGCUAGAUCCUCAUAGUCUGCAGACUUUACUUGCGCACCUGGAGAGUGUGAUGAGGACUAUCCAGCGGCGAAUUGGUGAGCUCGAAGAUGCAACCGAACAGUCGGUCAGCAAUUCCAGUAACCAGGCUAGAGGCACCGUGCAGAAUGCAGAUAACGAGAUCGCCAGGAUGCGGCGCAUCAUAGCUGAGAUCGACAAGCUCGAAGAAGAUUUUGAGAAGACCAAGCGGAUUCGGGACAAGAUAAAGGGCAUCCGCAACAACGUGGAUGAGCUGAGUGACAGACUCGAUCGCUCUCGCCCAAGCGGCCACAGCUCUGGCGGAGCACGACCUCGGCGCUGA
Fonsecaea multimorphosa CBS 102226 is the source of this 540-nucleotide messenger RNA. RefSeq lists its product as uncharacterized. Gene Ontology annotation, cellular component: BLOC-1 complex. The record is from RefSeq and is a predicted model, not a curated record. NCBI's taxonomy places the organism in Eukaryota, Fungi, Ascomycota, Eurotiomycetes, Chaetothyriales, Herpotrichiellaceae. The transcript has 2 exons. Gene Ontology annotation, biological process: endosome organization. Bases 1 to 540 code for a protein of 179 amino acids.